CUGUUUCAUAUCUAUUCUUUAAUAGAAUAAAAAUGUUUACCGUGCUCCAUCCUGAAAUAAAUAUUACAAAUAUCCAUAAUAUUCUGCAACAAACAACAAACUUAAGUUAUUUUUCUGAACAGCUGAAUUAUAAAUUUUUUAAAACCUACCCCUUAUUCUUAACAAAAGCUAGAAUAGGUCCAGCAAAAGCCUUGACUGCUUUUCCACACAUUUUUCUUCGAUUUGAAAAUGCUAUUUUCACAAUUACUUUACUGUACCUAUGUCCUGCAUGCAAUAAUAUAUAUAUAAUUAUAUGCAGUACAUGUAUAUAUGUAUGUCUCAGUCCGGCACGCAAUUUUAGAAUUCAUACCCCAUCCUGUAUCUGAACACCAAAUAAGGCACGCGAUGUUUUAAGAUAUUACAUUACACAUAAUAAAUGGAAGUUUAAUAUUUAGAUUUUUUUCGAAGAUAAGGAUCACAUAUUUGAAUAAAAUUAUAUGAUGUAUAAUAUUCAUCUGAGGUGCAUUACUGAAAAUGGAAAACAAUUUUUUAGAUCUAAAAUAAAUGCAUUCAAAAAGAAAACGUUUUAUUUUUUAAGAAGUAAAAAUGCCAUGGACCUAUUUUUUAAAAUUAAUUUUCUGAAUCUUUUAACUCAUACCCAUUAUAUUCAGUUUGAAAAGAAUACUUAUAUGUCGAUCAUAUAUUUUCCAAAGUUCUAUGCAUUGAACUUUUUCAUAAGGGUAUUUUUAAUUAGACAUUAAUGUUUCAUUGGAAAUUAAUCCUGUACACAUUUUUUAGAUUUGUAAGACAUUUUUUAAUUAGGCGUAUUAAUGGGUAUCUGCGAUGUCUUAAAUAAGGCAAACUGACUUAUUGAUAAAGUUAACACACUUUUAAGAAAGUGUGUUCAAAUACAUAUAUGUAUGGAUGUAAAGAUUUAACAAUUAUAACAGAAAGAUGAGGUUGUCCAAGCGUUGAGUUUUAUGCUCCACAGAACACACGCAAACGUUUGAAUGCAGCAUCUGAGAACUAAGUUAACAGCAAUCAUUCACACAGAUCAUAUAGAAAAAUAAUAAUAAGAAUUUCAAAAUUUUUAGGUAAAUUACGUUAUUUUCCAGAAUAAUUUUAAGGUAUUUUAUGAAAUUUUUUUUAUUAAAUUACUUUAACAAAACUACUAUUAUCAAAACUGUGAAUGAUUUACAAUGUAUACAUCUGCCCUAAUUGCAUGAAAACACAUUGAUUGCGAACCAAGUAUCAAAUCAUUUUGAUGAAAAACUAAUGCUAGUAGUCUUUAGUUGUCUGCAGCAAAAAGUAUUCAUAGAAAAUGUGGAGGAAAGUGAAAGACAGCAUUAUUGUCAUUUAUAUGACAAUAGGACUGUUUUCUAUAUUGCUUAAUAUAAAGUCAUCUUCUACGUAUAUGAGGCCAAAACGUCAGAUGUGGGCUGUGGAACAUCCAGCGAUUGUUUUAUACAGACAGCAUCCUAAUGCUAUGCGAAACUUUUAUUGGUACAAUACCAGGACUCCAAUUAUGGUGGGAAAAAUGCGACUGAAAAAUUAUUUGAGCAAUAUGCAUAUGCUACCAAGAUAUGUACACUCACCCUCUCCCGCUCAAUACCAUGAAUCUUAUGCAAAUUCAAAGAGGAGCGUCUUAAGGGACAUGAGCAUUGUUCACGGUUUCAGAGCCAGUUCGACACCUUCUACUACUACUACGAUAAAUUACAUCGCACCCCCUAUUAAUACAAUUGCAUAUAGUUCAGGUCCCGUAAACCCACCAGUGGAUUUCAAUAUGGCUCCCGUCAACUCGUUCGUACCGUUAACGGCGGGAACGAGAACUGCCUCAAACGCAGAAAGUUUGAUUGGCGUUUCUAAUCAGUGGAACUAUUCCGACUACUCAAAUGAGAGCUGGAAAAAGUGCCCGGAUCGCAACCGAAUAAUAAACAUUGCUGGUAGAUCCUCGGAUAAAUGUUUAAAAAAAUCAUUCCAAGAUAGAAAUCCAAAUGACCUGUAUAGCUCUCACAGUACUACAAAUUAUGAACUACCAUUGGCUACUACAACGACUAUGCCUUAUUUUAAUUAUGUUGCUCAUACUUACUUUACCCUCGACGAUGUAAUUCUGCCCCAUUCUGCACCUAAAUUCACAAAAUCUCAAACAAAAGACCAACAAUUUCGCCCUAGUCAUCAAGUAUUUACAACAGAAAUUCCACCAGAGAUUGUAACAGAACUUUUUCAACGCACAACGCAGUCAAUCCCAAGCAGCAUAGCAACAACAGAAUAUUCUAUGCCAUCGAAAACAACUUUUUUUGAUAUGGAAUAUAGCACCACACCAAGUUGGGUUAGUUCAUCAACCUCAACUACAACAACAAGAACAACAACCACAACAAGUCCUCCUGGUUGGACAACAUUGCAACCAGUACAAAACAACUUUACAGCAAAUAUAAAAAACGAGUCCUAUAAACAUAGAUUAAAAUCCAUGAAAGCUACAAAAAACUUUUCAUCAAAUAUUGAAACUAAAUUGAAACUGUUAAAGCUUCAUCUUAAAAACUUAGUUACCACAAAAGAAACUCCUAUUCAGAAUGUGACCAAAUCAGUUGUAUUCGAAGGCAACAGCACCUUAAUCGAUUCAACAACAGCACCUACACCUACAACCAGAAGAUUAAAUGUAAAUAGAAAAUUGAGAAAACUACGAGUUUUAGCCUCAACUAAAAAAGUACCCCUUCAAACAUCAAGAAAUUCAACAGAUUCCAAUAAAAUAAAAGGGGAGUACAAGAAGUCUAAAAGAAUUUACCAAAGACGAAAGCACUUAAAUUACACGGUUGGACCAGAACCAACGACAAACAUGAAAGUCGAUAACGAUUCGAUCAAUAAAUUUAAGCGCCGAGAAACGCCAAGCACGCGAAAGUCGCCAAAUGUUGAUGAAAAUGUCAUUACUCGAAACUCGACGAAAUUAAUACGACCUAGCCCCACUCUUGCAAAAUCUAGAUCUGAUAGAUUAGUAGAAGAUAAAUCCGCUUUAGUUACAGAAUCCGCAAUUAUGACCAUAUCCAGUGGUUCUCUAAAAAUAAGACAGCCCAUUACUAAAGGCAAGUCAAAACAGCAUAGCCCCAGAAAAGUAAACCAUUUCGAAAAUGAUAAUUUUAUACCGUCCUUGCCCAUUGAAGUAUAUUUUAAAAAAGUAAAUCAGCAGUAAAUAGAAAUAGUCUGAAUGUCUUGUCUGAAUUAACAGAGAAAUAUUAAAUAUUAUGUACACUUACAAGCACCAUUAAAAAAAGCGUUUUUUAUUAUAAUGUGUUUGGCC
This is a messenger RNA of Drosophila eugracilis, 3271 nucleotides long. Its product is annotated as probable serine/threonine-protein kinase dyrk2. The transcript has 4 exons. The record is from RefSeq and is a predicted model, not a curated record. Lineage: Eukaryota; Metazoa; Arthropoda; Insecta; Diptera; Drosophilidae. Bases 1301 to 3163 code for a protein of 620 amino acids.